AUGACCCUCAAGAUCAGCAAUGGCCCCGUCCAAGGUCGCCUCUUCCUCGCCCUGAACCUGGUCCUCGUGGCAGCCACGCAUGGCUGCGGGUCGUACUGCGGCAACACACCGGCCGUCCCAAUGCCAGCCCCGCCGAUCGCCGUGCCCCCGCCGGUCGUCCCGGUCCCGACCCCUCCGACGACCGGAAGCAGCAGCGGCACCUGCUCGAUCAAUACACUGAAGCUGAAGGCGUGCGGCAACGUACUCAACCUGCUAAAGCUCAACCUCGGCGUGCCGACGAGCGAGGACUGCUGCCCACUGCUCGGCGGGCUCGCCGACCUCGACGCCGCAGUGUGCCUCUACACCGCCAUCAAGGCCAACGUUCUCGGCAUCAAGCUCAACGUCCCCGUCGACCUCGUGCUCCUCCUCAACCAGUGCGGCAAGACCUGCCCCGCUGACUUCACCUGCCCCAGCUGA
This is a messenger RNA of Triticum aestivum (bread wheat), 456 nucleotides long. RefSeq names its product cortical cell-delineating protein-like. Bases 1 to 456 code for a protein of 151 amino acids. Lineage: Eukaryota; Viridiplantae; Streptophyta; Magnoliopsida; Poales; Poaceae. The record is from RefSeq and is a predicted model, not a curated record. The transcript has 2 exons.